UGUUGAGUCGGGACGCGGGACUGCAUCGACACCAAAUUAAAAAUCGAAAGUUGUUGGUUGGGUUGGAAAGUCAGAUUUUUUGACUUUACAGCGUGUAAGUGAUGUUUUGUUAUCAUGAAGAUUUGUGCUACAGUGAAAUUGGAUAAUUCAAGAAACUGUUAUGUUAAUUUGUCUCGAAGUCUUGUAGACGCGUGGAACAGUCAAAUAAAAAAUCUGCAGGUUGGUUCUAGCAAGUUAAAAUCUCUACUACCAAUUCUGAUUGGAACAAGGAAUGGACUAUCCCUUAUAUCAUCUUGGUCUGGUGAAUACCUCUGCGAUGAUGUGUGCAUGCUGUCUAUUGACAGAAAAAUUGCAAAAGUAUUUGAUUUACAUGAUGGUGACCAGGUUCAAAUUUCAAUAUUUUCAGAACAAAUUCAGCCUGCAGAUUCAGUAACAAUUUCUCCUGUUGAAACGAGUGAUUGGGAUAUUCUAGAAUUGAACAGCAAAGUUCUAGAAAGCAAGUUGCUGGAUCAGAUAUCUGUCAUCAAAGCUGGACUUGUAUUCCCAUUUUAUAUCUCUUUAUCUGGGGUGAUAUUCUUAAAAGUUGUUUCCACUUCUCCUUCCAUGCAUGUUUACUUACAAGAAUUUACUGAAGUUCACGUGAUACCUAAUCAACAAUCAAACAUUCCGCUUUCACAAUCACAGCCAAUGAAAAAAGAAAGAUCACCAACUGCGUUGGCUAAUGUAACACAACUGAAUAAGUCACGUAAUCAUGGUUUUAGCAUAAAAGACAAAAUGCCUUCAAAGUUAGUCGACUCACUAAGUGAUGUCUUUUGUGCGGGUAGUGGUGCACGACGACACAAUGGUUUGAUAGAAACAUCGAAUAGUCCUGAAAAACACUUUUCAACGGAAAUUUCUCUCCAAUCAAUACCCAAUGUAUCUACAGUUAUUAAGUUCAUCAAAGCUGGUAGUUCAGUUAGCUCGAAAAAUGGUGUACAUGGCGAUCAAAAUGUUCCCAGUGACAGCAAGGGGCUGAGAAAGUUUGCAGAUGACGGCUCGGCUGGUACUAGUGGGCUGCAAUCUCAUACUGAAAAGAAUAAACCAAAUUCUGAUUUAAUUCUUCCACCUUAUCAAGGAAUUUUAUGCAAAAGUAUUCUAUCUGAUUCUAUGACGUGUCUUGCUACUUCGGCGUGGUUCUGUGCUGAAAUUACACCAAUCAAUAAAAUAAACGAAACAAAGAAAUCUAAUAGUUCGAAUCAGGAUCCAGAGGAGAUUGUAAAAAUUGUUAUACAAGUUAAACUUCUUCCUGCACCUAUAUGGAAGCAUUUGAAUGAAAAUGAACGUGUUUUACUGGUUAAUCCAUUGUUGCUGGAACAAUUACAAGUCGGUAGCGGUACGAAAAUACAACUCAAUUGCUUUCAUGGAGAUGUUAAGAGACCAAAAGGUAUGGUUUUGCAUUGCAAACCAUCUCAACAUAAGGAGAUGAUAAAAACACAAUUUUCAAAAUAUUUGAACCAUUGUGUAUCACUCUCGCCAAACGUGAUAAUAAACCAAGGAACUUUGUUUACAUUGAACAUUGAAGGUGCGUCCAUGAACGUUGUGGGAGAAUUGAUUGGUGUUGAGAACGAUGUGUGUGGAAGGAUAGAUAGUGAUGGGUUGGAGAGUUUUUUUCUUGCUAUCGAAGAUGAUGAAGAAGUUGAGGAUGACUUAUCCAAUGCAAUGGAAAAAGCUGUUAAUUACAACAAUGUUCAGGAAAUCGUAGAUGACUUGACAACAAAAUUUUUAACCAAUAAUCGGUUAAGGAGAUGUCAAAAUUUCUUCACUGCUCCCUACGUUGUCUUAGUACAUGGAAAGAGCAUUGCAACUUCUGUCGGUUGUGGAAAGACAUUGUUUUCAGAAACCAUAGCCAAUCACUUUCGUUCGGCACCGCUCUUUUAUAGCAUAGAAAUCGUUCGUUGUGUAGAGCUACGUGGAAAGAAAAUAGAAACCAUCCGUGAUUUAUGGCACGAUGCUUCGGAACGCUUGUGUGAACCAGGCAUUUUAAUCAUUGAUGACUUAGACGAACUAAUUAUAAAUGUAGAUCCUUUACAAGACGGUCACGUGAUAAGUUUGUACGUGGAACGAUUGGUUGAUAUGUUCCAAUCAUUCUUCGAGAUGCUCGUCAACGAAAAUCGAAAUUUGCACGUGAUCGUGACGAGCACAUCGAAAGAAACGCUCCAUAGAUUCGUCAUGCCGGAAUCAAAUUGUCAUAUAUUUUCCAAAUACGUAUGUUUAACAGACAUGUCUAAGGACAAUUUAGAAAUAUUGAAAAAUAAUUUGAAGUCUUCAAACAGUCUUUGCGAUGAGGAACGCGGAGGCAGAAGUAUUGCUGCCGAAUUGAGAAAACAAUUGGAGGGAUGCACUAUGAAAGAUAUUCAUCUGAUAAUCCGGAAAACGUUGAACGAAAAACUGAUGAUUUCACAAGAUGAAAAAGACGUACAUCUGUCAUGUGAAGACAUUCAGAAGACUUUAAAUUCGUUCAAGUCUCCGUUACUCCAUGGCGUAGACCUACACAAACCGAAAAAAAUUUCAUGGAUCGAUAUUGGUGGCUUGGAUUCUGUUAAAGGCCUUCUUAAAGAAACUCUUAUAUGGCCUGCGUUGUAUCCAGAGCUUUUAUCAAAAUCUCCAUUGAGACUAACGUCCGGGGUUUUACUGUAUGGCGUCCCUGGAACAGCAAAAACGAUGUUAGCUAGCGCUGUAGCGUAUGAAUCGCGGUUGAACUUUAUCAGUAUAAAAGGGCCUGAAUUGUUGAGCAAAUAUGUUGGUAGUAGCGAGACAAAUGUCCGAGAUUUAUUCGCUCGUGCUCAGGCCGCUAAACCGUGUAUUGUCUUUUUCGACGAAUUAGAUUCAUUUGCGCCAAGACGAGGCCAUGAUAACACUGGUGUUACGGAUCGUGUUGUCAACCAGCUGUUGACUCAAUUAGACGGUGUUGAAAGUUUGGAUGGUGUUUUCGUGCUAGCUGCUACAUCGAGACCUGAUUUAAUCGAUCCUGCCUUAUUGCGACCUGGAAGAUUUGAUAAAAGUAUAUUAUGCGGAAUGCCGAAUAAAAAGGACAGGCUGGAUAUUCUUCAUAUUUUGACUAAAGAGUUAAAACUGCAGGAAGAUGUCGAUUUGAAUUUUCUAGCGUCAGUAACUGAGGAUUUUUCUGGUGCUGAUUUGAAAGCUUUGUUGUAUAAUGCGCAAGUCGAAAGUGCACAUUCCGUGCUACGUUUACAUGGAGACAAAGAAACUAGCAGUAACGACCAGAUAGGGCUGUUAAUUUGUAUGGAAGAUUUCAAGAAAGCGUUAGACGUGACACAAGCUUCUGUGACGAUUGAAGAACGAAAAAAAUUCGAAAUGAUUUUUCGCGACUUUGGAUCUGGUCGUGAAAAGAAGUCGGUUGGGCGAGACUUUCAAACACAACGUGUCACGCUUGCUUAAAGGAUCGAUGCUGACAAAAAGCUUUUUGUAAAUAUAGUUAUAUACCUAUAAUAUUGUUUUUAUAUGAUAAAACAUUUUAUCGUUUGAUGUAUAUUUUAUUUCAAGAUUUAAUUUUUUUUCUUUUG
Hydractinia symbiolongicarpus is the source of this 3563-nucleotide messenger RNA. RefSeq names its product peroxisomal ATPase PEX1-like. NCBI's taxonomy places the organism in Eukaryota, Metazoa, Cnidaria, Hydrozoa, Anthoathecata, Hydractiniidae. Gene Ontology annotation, biological process: protein import into peroxisome matrix. Gene Ontology annotation, cellular component: peroxisome; peroxisomal membrane; cytosol. The transcript is spliced from 7 exons. The coding region runs from base 115 to 3438 and encodes 1107 amino acids. Gene Ontology annotation, molecular function: ATP binding; ATP hydrolysis activity. The record is from RefSeq and is a predicted model, not a curated record.